Labrus mixtus (cuckoo wrasse) is the source of this 884-nucleotide messenger RNA. RefSeq names its product zinc finger and SCAN domain-containing protein 12-like. NCBI's taxonomy places the organism in Eukaryota, Metazoa, Chordata, Actinopteri, Labriformes, Labridae. The coding region runs from base 28 to 876 and encodes 282 amino acids. The record is from RefSeq and is a predicted model, not a curated record. The transcript is spliced from 2 exons. Gene Ontology annotation, biological process: regulation of DNA-templated transcription. Gene Ontology annotation, molecular function: DNA-binding transcription factor activity, RNA polymerase II-specific; RNA polymerase II cis-regulatory region sequence-specific DNA binding.
CUCUCCGCCGCUCACGGUUCCGUUAAAAUGUCUAAGAUCGAGAUGUUGAGGCUGCUGAUCAACCAGCGGCUCACCGAGGCCGCGGAGGAGAUCUUCGGGGUGUUCGGGAGGACCAUAGCCGAGUACGAGGACGAGAUCUCCCGCUCCAGGCUGGAGAUCGACCGCCAGCGCCGGCUGCUGGACCUCUCCAGGAAGCCGCAGAUAUCCGUGGAGUUCACCGGUACAGAUCUCUCGGAGCAGCAGGACUGGACCUCCAGUCUGGACCUGGACGAGAUGAAACCUCCUCACAUCAAAGACGAGGAGGUGGACCAGGAGUACGAGGGGGAGGCGGUGGAGCGGGACGACGGGAAGUUCUUGUUAUUCCAGAACACCGUUGAAGGAGACGAGGACGAUAACGACCACAUGACCUCCAACCUGUCCUGUCAGGACGCGGAGGACUGUGAGACGGACCCUCAGCAGGGCACCUCGGUCCCUCAGAGCUCCUCGGACCUCGACGAUGAGGACACCUCCGCCGAAGCUUCGGGCGCCGACCCCCCGGGUAACGGUCAGCUGGACUGUUUUGAAGUGGAGCAGCCGCUGGCGGGGGCGCUGGACUCGUACAUUUGCUCCAUCUGCGGGCAGGCGUUCCCUCAGCGAGGCCUCUGGGCCAAACACGUGCAGGUGCACCGCAAGACGGAGUCCAAGGGGGACAAGUCGUUCACCUGCGACAUCUGUGGAAAGAGACUCACCCGCUUCGACGGCUAUCAGAAACACCUGAGGAUCCACACGGGGGAGAAACCGUACGGCUGCCUCCAGUGUGGCCGAAGAUUCAGCGACAACUCCAACUACAAACGACACAUACGCACUCACAUGGUGCAGAAAAGACAACAGAGCUGAGGGGGGGG